Pseudo-nitzschia multistriata is the source of this 2443-nucleotide messenger RNA. Lineage: Eukaryota; Bacillariophyta; Bacillariophyceae; Bacillariales; Bacillariaceae. The record is from the annotation of a GenBank genome assembly.
CAUCAGCAUCAUCUUCUUUAUGUUGUGUGCWUCCAUCAUCUCCGGUAUCGCAGCUUUCCUUUGUCGACACGACGAGCGAUAGACGAUAAAGAUAUAGUAGUACUAUUGUUGGAAUAAGAUAUCUCAACAAAAAUACCUUGCAGUUUGAUCUUCCCUUGACGUGCAAUCCUGCCUUCCCACAUAUCUACUACUGUCGCGUCUUCUUUAAAAACGAAAACGUCAGUUGGCAAUAUUUACAUCAUGCGAUUCACAACGAUGGCGAUUCUAUCCGUCUUGGCUGCAACCGUAAGGCAAAGCAGGGGAUUUUUGCCCACCGAGCAAUUGCGAAGAGCGGCUGUCACAAUUCCAUCGGUCGUUCGACGAUCGAAUUCCUUGCAGCUUUCGAWAGCAUUGACACGUUGUCGCAGCACCUCGGCUCUGUUUGGCAGUGACGAUAUCCUUGGAACCCCCGCAACCACAACAGACGACGGGAAAAGGCCCUUCCAAAUCACAACGCCCAUAUACUACGUCAACGACAAGCCGCACAUCGGGCACGCCUACACCAGUACGGCAUGUGAUGUACUGGCUCGAUUUAUGCGUCUGAGCGGACGAGAAGUAUUCUUUCUUAGCGGAACCGACGAACACGGCCAGGUACGUCAUGCCGAAGACAAGAUCUAUUUUCAUGACUGGUAUACGUAGGACGAAAUAUUUGACUUUCAGGUUCUGUGCAUUCUUUCAGUUCGUAUCAUUCGUGCCCGAAUCUCAAAAAUAUUUGUUUUUCACACCAUGUCCAUCACGACUUUUGAUUCGAUUUUUUCUUUGGUAUCGGCGUUUGUUGUGAUUUAAUCGACUGUUUGGUGAAUUUAUGCUGGUGUUCAAAAACAAAAUAAAAACGACAGAAAGUGGAGCAAUCGGCAGAGAAGAGGGGGAUUCCACCUCAAGAAUUCGUCGACGAGGUCUCCGUCAGUUUCACAGAAUUAUUGGAUCUUUUGGAAAUUACGAAUGAUAAAUUCAUUCGAACGACAGAAGACGCCCACAAGGAGUCUGUUCAGCAUUUAUGGAAGUCACUUGUAGAUAAGGGUUACAUUUACAAGGGAACAUACAGUGGAUGGUAUUCCGUCCGGGACGAAUGCUUUUACAACGAGUCGGAACUGGUCGACGGAAAAGCCCCGACCGGUGCCGAGGUUGAGUGGGUUGCAAAGGAAGAGUCCUAUUUCUUCAAGCUAAGCGCCUUUGAGGAAAAAUUGAUGGAAUACUAUGACGCAAACCCUGAUUUCAUCGCACCAAAGACCCGCCGUAACGAGGUUACCGCCUUUGUUGAAGGCGGUUUGAGGGAUCUGUCGAUUAGCCGAACAUCAUUUUCGUGGGGGGUUCCGGUCCCAGACGACGACGAGCACAUCAUGUAUGUUUGGAUGGACGCCCUUACAAAUUACAUUUCUGCGCUCGGAUACCCAAACACCGACGCCGAAUCGGAAUACUCCAAAUACUGGCCGGCGGCGCUCCAUGUUGUCGGAAAGGACAUCCUUCGCUUCCAUGCCGUGUACUGGCCGGCAUUCUUGAUGGCAGCGGACCUGCCCCUCCCAAAGCGCAUUUUUGCACACGGAUGGUGGACCAAGGAYGGAGAAAAAAUCUCGAAGUCCUUAGGCAAUGUUAUCGAUCCCGUAGACCUUGUGGAGAAGGUAAGCAACAUGCYUGGAAUACAAAUUUGAUUCGGCGUUGAUGAURUAUUUYUUUCUAAUUUGUUUGAUUCGAUUUCUUUCUGGAACAUUUUUUAUUAACAGUACGGUGUGGAUCAAACCCGUUUCUUCCUCAUGGCCGAAACGAACUUUGGUAGCGACGGAGAUUUUUCCGAUAACUCAAUGAUUCUCAAGGUUAACAACAACCUUGCCAACGAGCUCGGAAACCUCUGCCAACGGACGCUCUCGAUGGUCUUCAAGAACUGCGGCAAAGCCUCACCAACGCCCGGCGACUUCACCGAGGAAGACGAGGCGUUGCUUGCAUCUGCCCGUGGUCUGCACGAACGGUGUGCGGCGGCCGUUUCGGAGCAAAAGAUCCAGGGCUACGCCAACGAGCUCAUUCAGAUGGUAUGGGACGCAAACAAAUACAUCGAUACCAUGGCCCCAUGGGUUCUCCGCAAAACGGACGAGGAGCGCAUGKCCACGGUACUGUAUGUGAUCAUGGAAGUCUUGCGGCACGUUGCCAUUUUGUACCAACCGAUCAUCCCAGGAUCUGCCGGCAAGAUCUUGGAUCUCUUGUCGGUACCUGAAGACCAGCGAUCCUUUGAACAUCUGGAAGGGGACGAAUAUAAAAUCAAACCAGAAACUCCUAUUAGCAAACCACAAGGAGUCUUCCCAAGGAUCGAAGUACCAGAACUUGUGGAGUCAUGAUGUGUGCUUAACGCAAAUCAAUUCAAAACCAUCACGCGUUCACAUUGCGUUGCUCAUAAUUAAACACUGUAUUCAUA